UUAAACCGGGCGCUCAGCUGGCAAGAAGCGGAACGAGCUGUUGAUAUGGCGGGCGAGCUCGAGAGUUCCAAGCCCCUGAGCGGCCUGCUGAGCGGCCUGGCCCAGAGCACCUUCCAUGGGCACCCAGGUAUCACAGAGGAGCUGCUGCGGAGCCAGCUUUACCCGGAGGUACCUCCUGAGGAAUUCCGCCCCUUCCUGGAGAAGAUGCGGGGUCUCUUGAAGUCUAUUGCAUCUGCAGACAUGGAUUUCAACCAAUUAGAGGCAUUCCUGACUGCUCAAACCAAAAAACAAGGUGGAAUUACAGCUGAUCAAGCAGCAGUUAUUUCCAAAUUCUGGAAAAACCACAAGACAAAAAUCAAGGAGAGUCUAAUCAAUCAAAGUCGAUGGGAAAACAGUCUGAAAGCCAUGAAUUGGAGAGUAGAUCUGAAGUCUCAGUCAAAACACCUUGACCAAAUUAAUGCUCCUGUUGCCAUUGUAGAGCUAGAACUGGGGAAAACUGGACAGGAAUCUGAAUGUCUGUGCUUGGAGUUUGAUGAAGUCAAGCUCAACCAAAUCCUGAAGAAGCUCACUGAGGUGGAAGACAGUAUCAACACCCUGACAAACCCAGCCUAACUAACCAUGGAGGUGAUUUGGGAAGAAGUUAGGGAAUUCGCAGCAAGAGCCAUCACUGAGCUCUAACCAUUUAUCUGUUUUCUGUAUGACAUUCCACUGCAUUAAAUUCUCAAAAUAGAAUA
Trichosurus vulpecula (common brushtail) is the source of this 734-nucleotide messenger RNA. It is a transcript of the gene COMMD1, whose product is annotated as copper metabolism domain containing 1. The record is from RefSeq and is a predicted model, not a curated record. The coding region runs from base 46 to 612 and encodes 188 amino acids. Gene Ontology annotation, cellular component: endosome. The transcript has 3 exons. NCBI's taxonomy places the organism in Eukaryota, Metazoa, Chordata, Mammalia, Diprotodontia, Phalangeridae. Gene Ontology annotation, biological process: regulation of proteasomal ubiquitin-dependent protein catabolic process; copper ion homeostasis; negative regulation of sodium ion transmembrane transport.